This is a messenger RNA of Camponotus floridanus (Florida carpenter ant), 866 nucleotides long. Its product is annotated as putative nuclease HARBI1. The record is from RefSeq and is a predicted model, not a curated record. Bases 89 to 685 code for a protein of 198 amino acids. NCBI's taxonomy places the organism in Eukaryota, Metazoa, Arthropoda, Insecta, Hymenoptera, Formicidae. The transcript has 3 exons.
AGAUGAAUACAUAAAGCUCCCUUCCACACAUCAGGAAAUUGUAGAAAAUGAAGCACAAUUUUUUAAAAUAGCUAAAUUUAUCCAUGUGAUGGGAUGUAUAGAUUGUACACAUAUAAAGAUCCAAUCAUGUGGAGGAGAAGAUGGUGAAGUAUAUCGCAACAGAAAGGGAUACUUUUCUAUAAACACACAAGUAGUCAUAAAUGCAAAGCUUGAAAUUAUAGAUAUAGUUGCUCGUUGGCCAGGAUCUGCACACGACUCAACUAUUUUUGACCAUUCAAGAAUUAAAAUUUUACUUGAAAUGGGCAGAUUCGGCGACAGUGUACUCCUCGGAGAUUCUGGAUAUCCAACUUUGCCAUAUUUAAUGACUCCUUUAUUAAAUUCCACAACAGCAGCAGAGCAUCUAUAUAAUGAAUCUCAGAUUCGAACUCGUUCAACAGUUGAACGAUGUUUCGGGAUGUGGAAACGAAAAUUUCCUGUAUUAGCGAUUGGAAUGCGUUUUAACAGGAUUGAAAAGGCACUUGUUGUUAUUGUAGCAACAACUGUUCUACACAACGCUUCCAUACGAGAAAGAUUUGAAAAUCCAAAUGUUGAUGCAUAUAAUGCUAUCCAACAAUUGCACAAUGCUAUAAAUAUUCAUGAUCAGCGGCAAAAUUUAUUUCUGGACUAUUUUCAUAGAUUAAUUUAAACCGUAUUAUAAGAUACUUAAGUCUCAAGGCAGCACUGGAUCAAUACAUGUGAAAUAUGAUAGCAAGUAUAGUGCUCUCUCAGAGUUAAUAACAGAACGCAAUAAUAAGAGUAUUUUCCACUAUCUUAGAAUAAGUAAUAACUAAAACUAAAUAAUAAAAUAAUAUGUAUGGCGUUUCCAU